Paramecium tetraurelia is the source of this 957-nucleotide messenger RNA. RefSeq lists its product as uncharacterized. The record is from RefSeq and is a predicted model, not a curated record. The transcript is spliced from 3 exons. Gene Ontology annotation, molecular function: cyclin-dependent protein serine/threonine kinase regulator activity. Gene Ontology annotation, biological process: regulation of cyclin-dependent protein serine/threonine kinase activity; mitotic cell cycle phase transition. Lineage: Eukaryota; Ciliophora; Oligohymenophorea; Peniculida; Parameciidae. Gene Ontology annotation, cellular component: cyclin-dependent protein kinase holoenzyme complex; nucleus; centrosome.
AUGAAGCAGAACAACGAGAACAAUUAUGUGAGAGUGUCAUAUAAUAACUUUAUGACUACACGUAAUAGAUAGUUUGGAAAUGAACUCACAAACAUUUAAAGAAUACCUACUCGUUCUGCUUCUCAAUUCAUAUGUUCGAAGCCUCUUCUUAAAAUGGAGGAGGAGACUAUGCCUCCAGAAUUGGUCAAUCCUUAUGUGGGUGAUAUAUUUGAUUACUUAUGUGUCAAUCAACAUAAGUUCAUGUGUUAGACUCCAUUUUAUAUGAAUUUAUAAUUGGAUAUCACUAAUCAGAUGCGUUCAAUAUUAAUAGAUUGGCUGGUGGAUGUACAUCUUAAAUUUAAGUUGCAACCAGAAACCCUUUAUUUGACAAUCAACCUAAUCGAUCGCUACUUGUCAAAGAAUACAAUCAUGCGAAACAAACUACAAUUGGUUGGGAUUGCAUCUUUAUUCAUAGCAUCCAAAUUCGAAGAGAUCUAUGCACCUGAAUUGAAGGAUUUCGUGCAUGUUUGUGACAAUGCCUACACCAAAGAAGAAAUCUUAGAAAUGGAGAGCAAAAUCCUCUUGACCGUCCAAUUCAACCUCACCUACACCUCCCCACUCAAGUUCCUAGAACGAUAGAUCCAAGGAGCCAACCUUUGUGACAAAAUCAACCAUGCCUCCCGCAUGAUUCUGGAAUUGUCCCUAUUGGAUAUCAAAUGCUUGAAGUUCUCCUCCUCAUUAUUAGCCACCACUUCCAUAUUACUAGCUAUCAACUUGCUCAGAUCUCCUUAGGUAUUGCCCUCGUCCUUGCAUUACAUUGAAGACCAAGAGGAAUUGAGGGAGUGUCUAUCCGAAUUCCUGCCAGUGAUUUCACUUUUGAAGAGUUUCAACAUGACAGCAAUCAGGAGAAAGUACCAAUUGGAAAAGUUCAAUAAGAUUGCAGAUGUGAUUCUGACCAUCCUACCUAAUUAAUAAUGA